AUGGCCUUUUCUCUGUCCAACCUCCUCAACUUCACGUCGACGCUGCUCCUGACUCUGUCGGAUCCGCUGCAACAGCUCUUCACCGCACCCAACAACGCAAGCUCAGCAUCAAUGGCUGCCAAACCGACCGGCCUGCUCGCCACAAAGGGCAUCGAGCUCUUGACCUGGGGCACCCCCAACGGCGUCAAGGCCAGCAUCCUGCUGGAGGAGCUCAAAGAGGCAUACGGCCUCGAGUACACAUGGCAGGGCCUCAACAUUGGCACAAACGUGCAAAAGGAGCCCUGGUUCACGGCCAUCAACCCCAACGGCCGCAUCCCCGCCAUUGUCGACCACGACAACAAGGGCCUCGCCGUCUUUGAGGGCAACGCCAUCCUGGGCUACCUGACACGCCGCUACGACACCAAGAACCUCUUCUCGUGGCCCGUCGACUCGGACGACUACACGCGUGCCGAGUCCUGGAUUGGCUUCCAGCACGGCGGCAUCGGCCCCAUGCAGGGCCAGGCCGGCCACUUUGUGCGCUUUGCCAAAGAAAAGGUGCCCUACGGCAUGCAGCGCUACGUGGGCGAGACGGAGCGCCUGUACGGCAUCCUCGACAACCGCCUCAAGGACCGCGACUACCUGGUGGGCGAGGGCCGCGGCAAGUACAGCAUCGCCGACAUUGCCUUUGUGGGCUGGGUCAACGGCCUGGAGCUGUCCACCACCACGUCCCACGACCUGUUCCCCAACGUCAAGGCCUGGCUGCUGCGGCUCUGGGACCGCCCGGCGGUGCAGCGAGGCUUCGCGGUGCCCAACCCGCCCAUGCUGGAUCCGCGAAAGGGCCCCAGUCCAGAGCAGGCCGCUGCCAUUGCCGAGGCCAAGAAGCUUGUUGACGCCGCCAAGGAGCAGUUUGGCUACAAGUACACGUCCCCAUAG
Trichoderma gamsii is the source of this 912-nucleotide messenger RNA. RefSeq lists its product as hypothetical. The transcript has 2 exons. The record is from RefSeq and is a predicted model, not a curated record. NCBI's taxonomy places the organism in Eukaryota, Fungi, Ascomycota, Sordariomycetes, Hypocreales, Hypocreaceae. Bases 1 to 912 code for a protein of 303 amino acids.